UGUGAAAUAAAACGUCGCCGGAUCCACUCCACAUUUUCCCAUGCGCCCUUAUUAAGGGCUGUGUGUGUUAUAAGGAGAAUUCGAGGAAAUAGACACAACAAACAAGAAGGGCGUGCAGAAUAACAGGAAAACGUUGGUAUGUGCUGACUGAAUGAGGGAAAAUGUGAAGAAAAGCGAGAAAUCAGGACGCAUUUCUUUGCUGCUGCUGCGUCCCCGGCGCAUCUGUAGGCUACCUUCACCGAAGGAUGCUGCAUCUCUUCAACCGUUGCUAUCUGCUCAUAAUCCAUGCAGUCUUCUCAAUUGCAUCUCACUGUGAAUAUUACAACCUAUGACGGUGGGGAGACGAUGUGCGAGCAGGCUUUCUGGGAGCAGAAAAACUGACUGAACGUUUAGAAGAUUUUCCCUGAGCAUCUGCAAGGAUUUUUCUGCUCGCAGUCCUCAGUCGCAUCACCGCCGACUUCAGUUAGACGAAAAGGAGGGAAAAAAGACAGACUUGAUAAUCUCCUGUUAAAUUAUUUAGCAGUAUCUGUUCCUCAAACUCAACAUAUGCUGGUGUCUUUGUCUUGCAUCUUGCGUGCAUGAUCUUAAAACCAGGCUUGAGGUGGCGGUGACACGGAUGAAAGCCGAUGGCCAGGCUCCCCACAUUUUCUCAGAAGGGGGAUGCAACCUAAAAUAACCCCGGUGCCAAAUGUUUCUCUAUAAGGUUUGCAGAUUGAACCCGGUUGCUGAAUUAUCCCUGCAGCUUUCCGCACAUCGCAAGCUGAGGGAGACCUGAAUCUGUGACACGUAGGGCUACAGCUUCUCCGGAGACUCUCCCCCCUCCAGCCCCUCCAGCCCCCACCACUCGAAGCCCGGACACCGGCGACUUUUUAAUGGCUUUUGUGUUCAGAAGAUGGAGGGUUUUACUGGUGCUGAACGUGAUUGCGGUUGCUGGGUUCAUGACUUUCUGGGCCAAGUGCAACACACGCAGCGUCCAAGCCGCCGGUCCGGAGGCUCCGGCUAACGGGAAGAGGCCCCGGGGCAACGGGACGGCGCAGGGGCCCAGCAUCAGCCAUGAGGUGCUGCUGAAGAGGCUCAGCUCGCUGGAGGACGUGGUCUACAGGCAGUUAAACGGUCUGUCCAAAUCUCUGGGCCUGAUUGAGGGCUUCGGGGGUCGGGGUAAAGGCGGCCUCCCCGCCACACUGUCGCCAGCUGAGGAGAGCGACGCGAAAUACCUGAGGGAGAAAUACGGCUACAACUCCUACCUCAGUGACAGAAUCUCUCUGGAUCGGACCAUACCGGACCACCGGCCCGGCAAAUGCAGAAAGGUCAGCUACCCGAGAGACCUCCCCCAGAUCUCCCUCAUCUUCAUCUUUGUCAACGAGGCUUUGUCGGUGAUCCUGCGCUCUGUCCACUCAGCUGUCAAUCACACUCCGGCUCACUUGCUCAAAGAAAUCAUCCUGGUGGACGACAACAGCGAUGAUGAGCAGCUGAAAGGACCACUGGAGGAGUACGUGAACAAGCGCUACCCUGGUCUGGUGAAGAUUGUCAGGAACCAGAGGAGAGAGGGACUGAUCCGAGCCAGAAUCGAGGGCUGGAAGGUGGCCACCGCCGAGGUGACGGGAUUUUUUGACGCCCACGUGGAGUUCACGCCAUCCUGGGCAGAGCCGGUUCUUGCCAGAAUAAAAGAGGACCACAAGAGGAUUAUUCUGCCCUCCAUCGACAACAUCAAGCAUGACACUUUUGAGGUGGAGCGCUAUGAGAAUUCAGGCCAUGGUUACAACUGGGAGCUGUGGUGCAUGUACAUCAACCCGCCCAAACAGUGGUGGGACGAGGGGGACAUAUCUGCUCCCAUCAGGACUCCCGCCAUGAUUGGCUGCUCCUUCGUGGCCAACCGCGACUACUUUGGCGAACUCGGCCUGCUCGACUCAGGCAUGGACGUCUAUGGAGGGGAGAACAUCGAACUGGGCAUCAGGGUGUGGCUAUGCGGAGGCAGUAUGGAGGUGCUGCCUUGUUCCAGGGUGGCUCACAUUGCACGGAUGAAGAAACCCUACCAUAGUAACAUAGCUUUCCACACACGGCGUAACGCUCUACGCGUGGCUGAGGUCUGGAUGGAUGAGUACAAAUCCAAUGUCUACUUGGCCUGGAACAUCCCCAUGGAGAACCACGGUAUUGAUUAUGGAGACAUCUCUCAGAGGGUUGCACUGAGGAAGAAUCUGCAGUGUAAAAGCUUUGAGUGGUACCUCGACAACGUUUACCCAGAGAUGAGGAGGUACAACAACACGCUGUUCUACGGCGAGAUUCAUAACUCUAAAGUGAGCCACCUGUGUAUGGAUCAGGGUAUGAAGGAGAACCACACAGCCACCCUGCACCCCUGCCAUGGAUGGGGUCCUCAGUUGGGACGUUACACCAAAGAGGGUCAGCUGUUCCUGGGCCCUCUGGGCAGCACCGGGGAGGACACUCGCUGUGUGGUGGAUGAUCAGAUCAGCAGCUUUCCUCAGCUCCUCAACUGUGACAAGGUGACCAACGUGAAGCAGAAGACAUGGCAUUUCUCUCAGAAUGAAUCGAUCAUAAAUCGAGCCACCGGACGCUGUCUGGAAGUGGUGCCGGCUAACGUUUACUUUGGCCACCUGCUGGUCUUGCAGCCCUGCUCCGGUCAGAGGUGGACCAUCAAGAACACCAUGAAGCAGUAGUCGACUGGCCAAUUUCACUGGGACCAAUGACACCAAAGGCCAUUUUCAAGAGAUGUCACCUGACCUCAGCUUGGCUGAGGGACAAUUGAUGAGGCAGAAGCUCCUCUUCUUCUCAACUAAAGAUGGAGAUGGUUUAAAAGAGAUAUCAGCUGUGAACAUCUGAGCGAUACAAGUUGGACAUUCAAAAUGAUGCAAGUUUAGCAUGAGCACUGUUUCUCUCUCCAUGUGAAUUUGACAAACUUUCGAUGUAACGUUGCCAUAAUUCCUGUAUGUGCCACUUCUCUACGAUGUUUUUAGGUUUAAGGAUGGAGAUUUGAUCAGCCAAAACUGUGUUCUGUCUUAUGUGGGGGGAAAAUAAUAAGGUUUCUAUCUUCAUCCUCAAAAUGUUUCUGCAUUAUUUCAUUCUGUAUCAUUGUUAUGUCUUUUAAGAUGAGUAAAAGAAUAAAAUACCUGGAAUUAAAUUUUCAGUAAUAUGCACUGAUCAGAAUACAAUGGUAGUUUGAAAUAGGCUUCAUUAGUGGUUCUCGACCUUUUAGCUUAAGAUUCAUGAAAAUUAAGGAGUGUCUAAUUAUGACAAGCAUAAAUUUAACAGUGAAAUAAACAUUAAUGCCCAAAUGUAAUUUCUAAUUUUUUCGUACAGAAGCAUAGACCCUGUAAAUAUUUAUAAUUUGAAGAAAAGGCAUUAAAAAUUAAUAUUACUUGGUGUAUUGGACUCUGGAUUUUGCAGUUGUUGUAAAUCAUCUCAAAAAUCACAUUGUUGAGGGCUACUGGGCUAAAUCAUGGUUUUAUAUGUUGUGGAUGCAUUUGUCUUUUUUAUUGUCAUUUUUACUCAAAGCAUUCGGUAGCACCAAAUGCAGUACAUCUUGUAGCAUGAUUGUAAGUACUGUAUGCACAUGGGGACAAAGUUUAGUUGAGCUGAGUUGAUUUAUUCUGUUACCUGCUGAGUGCCAUAACUACUGCAGACGGCCAAAACUAACAGGCUGCAGCCUGAAGCACUUUUUUGGACACAGAGAUAGAACUGCAGACUAUGAGAGGAAGAUUGAAUCAGGAAUGGAACAGUGCAUUGAUGGUGGAAAUGCUGAAGGCCUUCAAGUUGAUGUAUUGAGAUGUAUAUGAUGUCAUAUAUUCAAUUAAUUCAAUGUUAUCAGUUGGAUUUUUGCUCCCAAGAUUGUCUUCCAAUAAACAACUGGUUUCCUGG
Messenger RNA from Siniperca chuatsi (mandarin fish), 3870 nucleotides. It is a transcript of the gene galnt17, whose product is annotated as polypeptide N-acetylgalactosaminyltransferase 17. The record is from RefSeq and is a predicted model, not a curated record. Gene Ontology annotation, cellular component: Golgi apparatus. NCBI's taxonomy places the organism in Eukaryota, Metazoa, Chordata, Actinopteri, Centrarchiformes, Sinipercidae. The transcript is spliced from 12 exons. The coding region runs from base 873 to 2672 and encodes 599 amino acids.